Molecule: messenger RNA, 672 nt
Organism: Spodoptera littoralis (African cotton leafworm)
Lineage: Eukaryota; Metazoa; Arthropoda; Insecta; Lepidoptera; Noctuidae
Source: the annotation of a GenBank genome assembly
AUGGAAUUAAUUGAUAAUGAGAUUAGGCAGUGGGAUGCAGCUGAUGUGAAGGAACAGUUUGGAGACAAUCUUACUUUGUUGCCGCUAAACGACAACAUCAAGGAACUACAAACUAUUUUACGAGACAAAAACACAUCUCGAAGUGACUUCAAGUUCUAUGCAGACCGCCUGAUCCGUCUUGUGAUUGAGGAGAGUUUAAACAAACUACCAUUCACUGACUGUGAGGUGGUGACUCCGACUGGAGCAUUGUAUAAAGGACUUAAAUAUGGUGCUGGUAACUGUGGAGUGUCCAUUGUCAGGUCCGGAGAGGCUAUGGAGCAGGGUCUCCGAGACUGUUGUCGGUCAAUCCGUAUUGGUAAAAUCCUGGUCGAGAGUGAUACGGACACACACGAGGCUCACGUGGUCUACGCCAAGUUCCCUGAGGACAUAGCGCGGAGGCAGGUCCUGCUAAUGUAUCCUAUCAUGUCCACCGGCAACACUGUAAAACAGGCAGUGAACGUAUUAACCCAGCACGGUGUGAAAGAAGAAAGGAUAAUCCUCUCGAAUUUGUUCUGCACCCCGGCAGCCGCCCAGGCAGUAGUCGACUAUGUACCAAAAAUGAAGAUGCUAACUUCUGAGCUACAUCCUGUAGCUCCCAACCAUUUCGGACAAAAGUACUUCGGGACAGACUGA